AUGCCGACAACACUAUCAAACCCGAAGGAAUACCAAGAUAUCUUCCACUGGGCUGAAACCCAACAAGAUGGAAAGAUACCAUCCUUUGCUACUCGAAAAAAUGAUCCAUAUGAGUAUCAAUCAGGUUUCAACAAUGAAUUUGCCUCAGAAGCAGUCCCUGGAACCUUGCCUCAAGGUCAAAAUUCGCCCAGAAAUGUUCGGUACGGACUUUACGCCGAGCACAUGACAGCUUCCGCUUUUGUUGCACCUCGAAGCGUGAAUAAACGCUCAUGGCUCUACCGCGCAAGACCCUCGGUGGCUCAUCAAGGUUUCACGGACCUCCCGGACAACCCUGAUACCGAGUCGAACUUCCUACCAAUUAACAGUAAAGUCCAUGUUUCACCAACGCAACUCGCAUGGCUUCCGUUCGAAAUCCCUUCUGGUAACGACGUUGACUUCAUUGCCGGUCUGAAGACGAUUGCAGGUUCCGGAGAUCCAACACUCCGAGAAGGAAUUGCAACUCACGUCUACGCUGCAAAUUCAGACAUGAAAAAUAAUGCCUUCGUGAACUCUGAUGGGGACUUCCUGAUAUGCCCCCAACAAGGAUCGCUCGAUAUUCAGACUGAAUUCGGUAUGCUUUUUGUGCAGCCUGGCGAGAUUGUUAUUAUUCAGCGGGGUCAGAAGUUUAAAGUAGACCUGCCCGAUGGUCCAUCUCGAGGGUAUAUUCUAGAAAUCUGGGGAAGCAACUUUGAGCUUCCAGAGCUGGGCCCACUGGGUGCCAAUGGUCUCGCAAACGCCAGAGAUUUCCUUCACCCAGUCGCCAAGUACGAGAUUAAGAAGGAAAGUUGGGGAGUCGUCUACAAACUUGCUGGGAAAUUCUUCCGAAGCACUCAGGAGCACAGCCCAUUUGAUGUUGUGGCAUGGCAUGGAAAUUAUGUACCCUACAAAUACGAUCUCACAAAGUUUGUGAACGUGGGUUCCAUAUCCGUUGACCACAUUGAUCCCUCUAUCUUCUGCGUCCUAACUGCCAAGUCACGCGAUCCAAUAGCACCACUGGCAGACUUCCUCAUCUUCUCACCACGCUGGGACGUAGCAUCUAACACAUACCGUCCACCUUACUACCACCGAAACGUUGCUUCCGAAUUCAUGGGACUCCUCUAUGGGGAAUAUGGCGGCCGCUCUGACGAGUUCCAGCCGGGAGGUGCCUCAUAUGAGUGUGGAAUGGUUCCACAUGGAGUGGCUUACGAAGAGUUCAAGGCUGCUACUGAGAAUGAGCCCCCGGUCAUGCAGAUCUCCAAAGGUGCUAUUGCUAUCAUGUUUGAAAGUUCGAGACCAUUCACCAUUACGGACUAUGCUUGGAACAGCAACAAGAAGCACGAGCAUGAUCCUAAGAUGUGGGAUGACUUAGUGGAUAACUUUUCUCAACACCAAGAUGAGGUCAACAAGGUAUUGGCUCUUCACGAAGCCAAGUUGACUAAAUCAAACAACCUGAAAAAUGGCAGCCAUUGA
Molecule: messenger RNA, 1488 nt
Organism: Lachnellula hyalina
Lineage: Eukaryota; Fungi; Ascomycota; Leotiomycetes; Helotiales; Lachnaceae
Product: Homogentisate 1,2-dioxygenase
Exons: 6
Coding region: 1-1488 (495 amino acids)
Biological process (GO): L-phenylalanine catabolic process
Cellular component (GO): cytoplasm
Molecular function (GO): homogentisate 1,2-dioxygenase activity
Source: RefSeq, a predicted model, not a curated record